Molecule: messenger RNA, 1256 nt
Organism: Centruroides sculpturatus (bark scorpion)
Lineage: Eukaryota; Metazoa; Arthropoda; Arachnida; Scorpiones; Buthidae
Gene: trus
Product: programmed cell death protein 2-like
Exons: 6
Coding region: 83-1192 (369 amino acids)
Cellular component (GO): cytoplasm
Source: RefSeq, a predicted model, not a curated record
CGCCAUCUAACGUCCAAGUUGGUAGUUAAGCGAAUUAGUGUAGUAGUAUAUUUUAAUUAAGAUUCGAAUGUAGCGAAAUAAAAUGUCUCAGAAUCAAGUAUUACUUGGAAUCAAAGAUGCCGAAGUACAAACUGAUAACGAAACCAAUUGGUCAACAAACAAGAUAGGAGGCAAGCCGAAUUGGAUGCCUACCUGUUCCACUUUUCCAAAUAUGAAAUGUAAACUUUGUGGUCAGAAAAUGAUCUUGGUGGUUCAGUUAUAUUGCCCUUUGGGCAAUUCCUUAUAUCAUCGGACAUUAUAUGUAUUUUGUUGCAUUAAUCGAUCAUGCUGGAACAAACAAGAAAGUUGGCAGGUAUAUAGAAAUCAGUUUCCAGUUGUUGAAAAAGAUUGUGAUAAAGUAGAGACCACAGAAAUUCAAAAUCAAUCGUGGCUUUCUGAUGAAUUGGAUUGGGAAGUGGAAGAGGAAUGCAAAGCAUCGAAUGAUAGUGAAGUACUCUAUGUAACUGAAGAAAUUGCAAAUUUGCAAACUGAAGAUAAAAUUAAUUACAAAAAUGUAUCAAUCUGUGAUGAUAUGAACAAGUUAAAUAUAAUUAGAGAAAGAAAAGAUAGCAUGCCAACUGAAUUGAUGCCUGCAGAAUGUGACUUGAAGUUUAAAUCAUAUUAUGUAAAUGUAAUUGAAGAACCAGAUGAUGCUGAAAUGAACAAAGAUGUUCACGUUCAAAGAUUGUUAAGCUCUUAUCAUAUGCAUGAAGGAAGUGAAAUAGUAUCAAUAUUAGAUAGUGGAUGUUCUGGUGUUGAGAAAGAAACAUACGAGAAAGAUUGGGUCAGACAUGGAGAUGAACUGUUUUAUAAAUUUGCUAAGAAAGUAGCAAAAUGUCAAAAUCAAAUUAUUAGAUAUUGUUGGAGCGACCAACCAUUACUAAUUAGCAAAAUGGAUCAUGUGUCAGCUUCUUGUAAACACUGUAAAGGUCCUCUUGUAUUUGAAUUUCAGUUAAUGCCAGCUCUAGUGGAAAUGCUGAAAAUUCAAGAGUUUAAUGGUACAGCUGUGGAAUUUGGUACAGUCAUAGUUAUGACUUGUCAGCAGAGUUGUUGGAAUGAUGACACUAGUUUCUGCACUGAACUUGUCUAUGUACAGAGUGAUCCAGAUGAAUCUUUAUUUUUAAACAGAAAUAGUUUGGAUGUAAUUAAAUAAUUUAUACAUAUUUUCAUUUUAAAGUUUAUUUAUAAUAUAGAAAUAUUGAUUAAAAAAAAUUGUG